Molecule: messenger RNA, 651 nt
Organism: Penicillium taxi
Lineage: Eukaryota; Fungi; Ascomycota; Eurotiomycetes; Eurotiales; Aspergillaceae
Exons: 1
Coding region: 1-651 (216 amino acids)
Source: RefSeq, a predicted model, not a curated record
AUGCGUGUGAUUUCGCUCUUCACUACUUUGUUUGUGGCUCUGGCUACUGCUGCCGAUAGCACAACUGUCAUUUCCUACUUCGCCGCAUCCUAUGAGAACUAUUCCCGUCUAGGUGCAUACACCAGCACUAUAGCCCGAGUCAUUGGUAUUGACAAUUACGCUACUACCUACGAGUUAGGAUGUAUAAAAAGUGCUACAGAGUGUGGAUUCCCGCAUUCUAUCACGAUGAUUCAAGGCCCCGAAACUUUCGCCCAUUGGGGUAUGAUAUCAGUAACUGCUAAUGAUGCCACUAAGUUUCAGACAUUCACCGAAACAUGCAAAUUCACCCAUUACACCGAGUCUAUUGUUUGUGGAUAUAGUAAUACAAUCACUGUAUUUGAUUCAGCUGUGACGAGUUCAUUCUCUUACUCUAGUUCUGGUGUCACUUUUCCGGCUAGUUUGGUCUCUUAUAGGACUGUCACUGUUACCGAUGGUCUUUACACUUUCACUGCUGCUGCUACUGCUUCAACUUCUGCUGUCAAAAUCACUGCUACUUCUUCAGCCUCUCCUGUUCAGAUUACUUCUACGGGUGCGGCUUCUCAGGUGAACCCUAUUAUCACUGCCGCGCCAUUUGGUGCAGCAGCAGCAGCUAUUGCUGUGGCUAUCUUUUAA